Leishmania major strain Friedlin is the source of this 648-nucleotide messenger RNA. Its product is annotated as putative NUDIX hydrolase dihydroneopterin triphosphate pyrophosphohydrolase/hydrolase. The coding region runs from base 1 to 648 and encodes 215 amino acids. Gene Ontology annotation, molecular function: hydrolase activity. The transcript has a single exon. The record is from RefSeq and is a predicted model, not a curated record. Lineage: Eukaryota; Euglenozoa; Kinetoplastea; Trypanosomatida; Trypanosomatidae.
AUGGUGAUUGUUCGCGGCCAAGACGGCUGUGCGUAUCGUCGCAGCGUUCAGGUAUUUUUCGUGAAUGAGAGGGCUCAAUUUCUUCUUUGCCAGCCUGCGGGGACGAGCAACGUGAAGUUCCGCCAAACGGUGCAAGGCGGCAGUGAGGGGGACGAGUCGCCGCAGAAAACGGCGCAGCGUGAGACGUGGGAAGAGAUCGGAGUUGAUCUUGACAAAGACGCCACGUUUUUGUGCGAGGUGCACCCGUCUGCCGCCGUGUCGGGAGAGCACGGCCAAGCGGAAGAUGUCAGAAACGAAAAGAACGAAAUCGUGUCCGAGCGCCGCAAGGAAUUUCGGUACAAGAGCAAGACGUGGCGGAAAUUGGGCAUCAGCGGCCAAGAGCUGUACCCCCUUCUCUACCUACUAAAAAGCGAGAAGUUACGGCACGUGGACACUCUUGGAUCGAAGCGCGGCGUUCGGACAGAGUUUUGGUCGGUCGCGUGGGGAUCGUUGGCAGACUUGGCAGAGAAGGCGCCUCCUAGGAAGAGAGCAGUGAUGCGUUCUGUGUGCAAUGCUGUGGCUGCUGCUGCCAUGCCGCUUCUGGAGUUGCGUGGCUACCCCACCUCUGGUUCCACGAACCUGAUUAGCCGUGCGCAAACAGCAGUUUAG